UUUUGUUUUCUACAGACAGGACUGCCUGCAAAAGCUACUUGAUUCUCUUGUUGUCAGACUAACCUACAAGAACCAACCAUGGGUGAUGCUGAAAUGUCUGAAUUUGGAGUUGCUGCUUCUUACCUUCGCAAGUCUGACAAGGAGCGUCUAGAGGCACAAACACGCCCCUUUGAUUUGAAGCGUGAUGUUUUUGUGCCAGACCCGAAACAGGAGUUUAUAAAGGCAAAAAUCUUAUCAAAAGAUGGUGAUAUGGUUACAGCUGAAACAGAAGAUGGAAAGACAGUAACUGUCAAAGACAGUCUAGUUGUUCAGCAGAAUCCACCAAAGUUCGACAAGAUUGAGGACAUGGCCAUGUUAACUUUCUUGCAUGAGCCGGCUGUGCUGUAUAACCUCAAAGAGCGUUAUUCAGCAUGGAUGAUUUACACCUAUUCAGGGCUGUUCUGCGUGACUGUGAACCCGUACAAGUGGCUACCAGUGUAUAAUCCUGAGGUAGUCGGUGCCUAUCGUGGUAAGAAGAGAUCAGAGGCUCCUCCCCACAUUUUCUCCAUCUCUGAUAAUUCAUACCAGUACAUGUUAACAGACAGAGAAAAUCAGUCUAUCUUAAUCACUGGAGAAUCUGGUGCUGGAAAGACUGUCAACACCAAGAGGGUCAUUCAGUAUUUUGCAGUCAUUGCAGCCAUCGGUGACCGCAAGAAGGAAACAGCGCCUACUGGCAAGGGUACCCUGGAAGAUCAAAUCAUUCAGGCUAACCCAGCUCUAGAAGCCUUUGGCAAUGCCAAGACUUUGAGAAAUGACAACUCAUCACGCUUUGGUAAAUUUAUCAGAAUACACUUUGGUGCAACAGGAAAGUUGGCCUCUGCAGAUAUUGAAACCUACCUGCUGGAGAAAUCUCGUGUUAUCUUCCAGCUAAAGUCUGAGAGAGAUUACCAUAUUUUCUACCAAAUUCUGUCCAACAAGAAACCAGAGCUUCUAGAAAUGCUUUUGAUUACCAAUAAUCCUUAUGACUAUGCUUACAUCUCCCAAGGAGAAACCACUGUUCCUUCCAUUGAUGAUGCUGAGGAACUCAUUGCAACUGAUAGUGCUUUUGAUGUUCUCGGGUUUACCCAAGAGGAGAAGAACUCCAUAUACAAGCUGACUGGUGCUAUCAUGCAUUAUGGCAACAUGAAGUUUAAAACAAAGCAAAGAGAGGAGCAGGCAGAACCUGAAGGCACUGAAGAGGCUGACAAGUCAGCAUAUCUGAUGGGACUCAACUCAGCUGAUUUGCUAAAGGGUCUAUGUCAUCCACGAGUCAAAGUUGGGAAUGAAUAUGUCACCAAAGGUCAAAAUGUCCAGCAGGUUUACUAUGCCACUGGUGCUUUGGCAAAAGCUGUUUAUGAGAAGAUGUUCCUGUGGAUGGUAAUGCGAAUCAAUCAAACCCUAGAAACCAAACAACCACGGCAGUACUUCAUUGGGGUACUGGACAUUGCAGGCUUUGAGAUCUUUGAUUUCAACAGCUUUGAGCAGCUGUGUAUCAACUUCACCAAUGAGAAGCUGCAGCAGUUCUUCAACCAUCACAUGUUUGUGCUGGAACAGGAAGAGUACAAGAAGGAAGGCAUUGAGUGGGUCUUCAUUGACUUUGGAAUGGACCUGCAGGCCUGCAUUGACCUUAUUGAGAAGCCUAUGGGCAUCAUGUCCAUCUUAGAAGAAGAGUGUAUGUUUCCCAAAGCCACAGACAUGACCUUCAAGGCCAAGCUGUAUGACAAUCACAUUGGGAAGUCUGCUAACUUCCAGAAGCCCAGGAAUGUAAAGGGAAAACCAGAGGCCCACUUUGCGCUGAUACAUUAUGCUGGCACUGUGGACUACAACAUCAUGGGCUGGCUGGAGAAAAAUAAGGACCCACUGAAUGAAACAGUUGUUGGACUCUUUCAAAAGUCUUCUCUCAAGCUCCUUUCUGCUCUGUUUGCCAAUUAUACUGGGUCUGAUGCAGCUCACGAAAAGGGUAAAGGAGGCAGCAAGAAGAAGGGAUCCUCAUUUCAGACUGUGUCUGCCCUUCACAGAGAAAAUCUGAAUAAACUGAUGACUAAUCUGAGAUCAACCCAUCCACACUUUGUACGCUGCAUUAUUCCUAAUGAACGUAAAGCUCCGGGAGUGAUGGAUAACCCCUUGGUCAUGCACCAGUUGCGCUGUAAUGGUGUGCUGGAAGGUAUUAGAAUCUGCAGGAAAGGCUUUCCCAACCGCAUCCUCUAUGGUGACUUCAGGCAGCGAUACCGUAUUCUAAACCCAGCUGCCAUCCCCGAGGGGCAGUUCAUAGACAGCAAAAAGGGAGCUGAAAAGCUCCUCGCCUCCUUAGACAUUGAUCACAAUCAGUAUAAGUUUGGCCAUACUAAGGUCUUCUUCAAAGCUGGUUUACUGGGUCAUCUAGAAGAAUUGCGAGAUGAACGUCUCUCUCGUAUUAUUACUCGCAUUCAGGCCCAGUCCAGAGGUGUGCUAUCAAGACUUGAGUUUAAGAAGAUGGUAGAGCGUAGGGAUGCCUUGCUGGUCAUUCAGUGGAAUAUUCGGGCAUUUAUGAGUGUGAAGAACUGGCCAUGGAUGAAGCUUUACUUCAAGAUCAAACCUCUACUGAAAUCUGCAGAGACUGAGAAGGAAAUGGCCAACAUGAAGGAAGAGUUCCUGAAACUGAAGGAAGCUCUAGAAAAGUCUGAGGCACGCCGCAAGGAGCUGGAAGAGAAAAUGGUCUCCCUCCUACAGGAAAAGAAUGAUCUCCAGUUGCAAGUGCAAGCUGAGCAAGACAAUCUUGCUGAUGCAGAGGAAAGGUGUGAUCAGCUCAUCAAGACAAAGAUUCAGCUGGAAGCUAAGUCGAAGGAACUGAAUGAGCGUCUUGAGGAUGAAGAAGAAAUGAAUGCUGAGCUGACAGCGAAGAAGAGGAAACUUGAAGACGAAUGUUCAGAACUGAAGAAGGACAUAGAUGAUUUGGAAUUAACACUUGCAAAAGUUGAAAAGGAGAAACAUGCCACAGAGAAUAAGGUGAAAAAUCUGACUGAGGAGAUGGCAGGCCUGGAUGAGAUCAUUGCCAAGCUGACCAAAGAGAAGAAGGCUUUGCAGGAAGCCCAUCAGCAAGCUCUUGAUGAUCUACAAGCAGAGGAGGACAAAGUGAACACCUUAACUAAAUCCAAGGCCAAGCUGGAGCAGCAAGUUGAUGAUUUGGAAGGUUCCCUGGAACAGGAAAAGAAAAUCAGAAUGGACCUAGAGAGAGCCAAGAGGAAGCUGGAGGGAGACUUAAAGCUGACGCAGGAAAGCAUUAUGGACCUGGAGAAUGACAAACAGCAAAUGGAGGAGAAACUGAAAAAGAAAGACUUUGAGAUCAACCAACUCAAUAGCAAAAUUGAAGAUGAGCAGUCAUUAUCCAUACAGCUACAGAAAAAAAUGAAGGAGCUGCAGGCUCGUAUUGAAGAACUAGAGGAAGAACUUGAGGCAGAGAGAGCUGCACGAGCAAAGAUUGAGAAGCAGAGGGCAGAUCUAGCACGAGAGCUAGAAGAACUCAGUGAGCGUCUGGAGGAAGCUGGUGGAGCCACUUCCGCCCAGCUGGAAAUGAACAAGAAACGUGAAGCUGAGUUCCAGAAAUUGCGCCGUGACCUGGAAGAAGCAACCCUCCAACACGAAGCAACAUCUUCUGCGCUAAGGAAAAAGCAUGCAGACUCCACCUCUGAGCUGGCAGAGCAAAUUGACAAUCUACAGAGGGUGAAGCAGAAACUUGAGAAGGAAAAGAGUGAACUAAAACUAGAGCUGGAUGAUGUGGCUUCAAACAUGGAACAAGUUAUCAAAGUCAAGGUAAAUCUUGAAAAAAUGUGCAGGACUAUGGAAGAUCAAGUUAAUGAACUAAGAACAAAGUCUGAUGAAAACCAAAGAGCUCUCAAUGACAUGUCUACACAAAGAGCCAAGCUCCAGACUGAAAAUGGUGAACUGUCCAGGCAGCUUGAAGAAAAGGAAUCACUGAUUUCUCAGCUGACACGAGGAAAACUGUCCUACACCCAGCAGGCUGAUGACCUCAAGAGGCAGCUAGAAGAAGAGGUUAAGGCCAAGAAUGCCCUUGCACACAGCUUACAGUCAGCACGUCAUGAUGCCGAUCUCCUAAGAGAGCAGUAUGAAGAAGAGCAGGAAGCCAAGGCAGAGCUCCAGCGCAUUCUAUCCAAGGCAAAUUCUGAGGUGGCCCAGUGGCGAAACAAGUAUGAGACCGAUGCCAUCCAGAGGACAGAGGAACUGGAGGAGGCAAAGAAGAAGUUGGCUCAGAGGUUGCAAGAGGCAGAGGAAGCUGUGGAAGCUGUGAACGCCAAGUGCUCCUCCCUAGAGAAGACCAAGCAUCGCCUCCAGAAUGAGAUUGAGGACCUCAUGGUGGAUGUAGAGAGAUCCAAUGCUGCAGCUGCUGCCUUGGACAAGAAACAGAAGAACUUUGAUAAGGUACUAGCUGAGUGGAAGCAGAAAUUUGAAGAGAGCCAGAGUGAGUUGGAAAGUUCCCAGAAAGAAGCUCGUUCCCUCAGUACAGAGAUAUUCAAAUUAAAGAAUGCCUAUGAAGAGGCUCUGGACCAUUUGGAGACACUGAAGAGGGAGAAUAAGAACCUUCAAGAGGAAAUUUCAGACCUCACUGAACAAUUGGGAGAAAGUGGGAAAAGUAUACAUGAACUGGAAAAGAUCAGAAAACAGCUUGAACAGGAGAAGGUGGACCUACAGUCAGCAUUAGAAGAGGCUGAGGCUUCCCUUGAGCAUGAAGAAGGAAAGAUCCUUCGAGCACAGCUGGAAUUCAACCAGAUCAAGGCAGAUAUUGAGCGGAAGUUAGCAGAGAAGGACGAAGAAAUGGAACAGGCAAAGAGGAACCACCAGCGGAUAGUGGACUCACUUCAGACUUCUCUGGAAGCCGAAACAAGGAGCAGAAAUGAGGCUCUAAGGAUAAAGAAAAAGAUGGAGGGGGAUUUGAAUGAAAUGGAGAUACAACUGAGCCAAGCAAACAGGCAAGCAGCGGAAGCACAGAAACAACUGAAGAAUCUGCAGGCACACUUGAAGGACCUUCAACUACAGCUUGAUGAUGCUCUUCGAAGUAAUGAGGACCUGAAGGAGAACAUUGCCAUUGUAGAACGGCGCAACAAUCUACUACAAGCAGAGCUUGAAGAACUCAGGACUACAGUAGAGCAGACAGAGCGAGCGCGAAAGCUGGCUGAGCAGGAACUCAUUGACACCAGUGAGAGAGUACAACUGCUGCACUCCCAGAACACCAGCUUGAUCAACCAGAAGAAGAAGCUGGAGAAUGACAUUGCCCAGCUCCAAACUGAGGUGGAAGAGGCUGUGCAGGAGUGCAGAAAUGCUGAAGAAAAGGCAAAGAAGGCCAUCACAGAUGCUGCCAUGAUGGCUGAGGAACUAAAGAAGGAGCAGGACACCAGCGCCCACUUAGAGCGGAUGAAGAAGAACAUGGAACAAACCAUUAAAGAUCUGCAGCACAGGCUGGAUGAAGCUGAACAGAUCGCCAUGAAAGGAGGCAAGAAGCAACUACAGAAACUGGAAGCCAGGGUCAGAGAGUUGGAAAAUGAACUGGAGGCCGAACAGAAAAGGAGCACUGAAUCAGUGAAAGGGCUACGCAAAUAUGAGAGACGCGUUAAGGAGCUGACAUAUCAGACCGACGAAGACCGUAAGAAUAUGGUUCGCCUGCAAGACCUAGUCGAUAAGCUACAACUGAAAGUGAAGGCUUACAAGAGGCAGGCAGAGGAAGCUGAGGAACAGGCCAAUGUCAAUCUCACUAAAGUCCGCAAAGUACAGCAUGAGCUGGAUGAGGCACAGGAACGUGCAGAUAUUGCAGAGUCCCAGGUCAACAAGCUCCGUGCCAAGACCCGUGAUGCAGGCAUUGGCAUUAAGAAAACCUUGGAUGAGGAGUAGGUGAUUUCUGGAACUUUUGAAGAUCUGUUGUAAUUAGUUUUCUGUAAUUACACUCCUUGUGUUGUAUCAUUCUUUGUAGAAUAAAAGUGCAUAUUUGACUGAAA
Protopterus annectens (West African lungfish) is the source of this 6002-nucleotide messenger RNA. RefSeq names its product myosin-7. The record is from RefSeq and is a predicted model, not a curated record. The coding region runs from base 79 to 5898 and encodes 1939 amino acids. The transcript has 40 exons. Gene Ontology annotation, molecular function: actin filament binding; cytoskeletal motor activity; ATP binding. NCBI's taxonomy places the organism in Eukaryota, Metazoa, Chordata, Ceratodontiformes, Protopteridae. Gene Ontology annotation, cellular component: myosin complex.